AUGAACAAACAAACUCUUGUUUUUGUGCUAUAUUGUUAUUUAAUUGGUAAUCAUUGGUGCGUGCAAGAUGCUGUACUUCAGUGGAAUGCUGUUAUGUUACAAGUGAGUGCUAAUGACUUAGAUCCGACAAUUGUUUCAUUACCAGACCAAAAAUCUUCCACACAAGCAUCACGUGCAUUUGCUAUUGUUCAUGCAGCAAUUCAUGAUGCGGUAAAUACGUUCUCCAAAAAGUUUCAACCGUAUUUAUCGUAUGAAUCAAGCCGAGGAAUUAAAACUAAUAAACAACUCCAGCAAGCUGUGGAAGCAGCGAUUGGUCAAGCAGCUAACGAUACAUUGUGUCAACUUUAUCCAAAACAGAAAUACUUAAUUACCUUUGCACUGCAAAGUUUUCUUCAAGGUAUUCCAGCAGGCAGAGCAAAACGAAAUGGUAUAAAAGUAGGACGAAAAAUAGCUAAGAAAAUAUUAAUUUCAAGAGAAAACGAUGGCUCAAAUCAAACAAUUACUUAUACGCCUAUAAAUGCUGUAGGCUAUCAUCAAGAAGAUCCACUUCAUCCAAACCAAAAUUUUUCAGUUCCUUAUUGGGGAAAAGUUCGUCCAUUUGUAUUAAAAAAUGGUGCACAAUUUCGUGCUUCAGCCAUUGUUGGGACAACAAUUCAAUCAAGACUGGCAUAUCUUAAAACAUCUACCUUUUUAUCAAACUAUAAUGAGGUUAAAGCUAUUGGAAGUAAAACUAGUAGUACCCGUACAGCUGAUCAAACAGAAAUUGGAAUAUUCUGGGGCUACGAUGAGCAACCAAAAAUUGGAUCAUCACCAAAACUCUUCAAUCAGGCUACACGAGCGAUUGCCAUGACAAAAGGGAAUACAUUAAUUGAAAAUGCUCGUCUUUUUGCACUUAUUAAUAUUGCACUGGCCGAUGCAUCAAUAGCCUGCUGGGACAGUAAAUAUUAUUAUUCAUUUUGGCGACCAAUAAUUGGCAUUCGAAAUGCGAACAAGAUUGGCAGUAAGAAGCUUGUUGAAGAUCCUAAUUGGGAGCCGUUAGGAUCCGCAGUUGACUUUGGAAACGCUACACAGUUCACACCACCAUUUCCUACAUAUACUUCAUCACAUGCAGCACUAGGCGGGGCAACAUUUCAGAUUCUACGAAGAUUUUAUGGCACAGAUGAUAUUGCAUUUCAGUUUCAGUCCGAUGAAUACGAUGGUGAAACAAUCAAUGAUAAAGGUAAAACUCGUCCAGUACGUAUUCGUCAAUACAAAAGUUUAACACAAGCAGAAAAAGAAGUUUUUCAUAGCAGAAUUUAUAUUGGGGUUCACUGGCGAUUAGACCAAGAGCAGGGACAAAAACAAGGUACACAACUGGCAAAUUAUGCGUUCGAUAAAAUCCUUCUGCCGAGUUAA
This is a messenger RNA of Didymodactylos carnosus, 1395 nucleotides long. Lineage: Eukaryota; Metazoa; Rotifera; Eurotatoria; Philodinida; Philodinidae. The record is from the annotation of a GenBank genome assembly.